Molecule: messenger RNA, 1551 nt
Organism: Humulus lupulus (European hop)
Lineage: Eukaryota; Viridiplantae; Streptophyta; Magnoliopsida; Rosales; Cannabaceae
Exons: 6
Coding region: 191-1186 (331 amino acids)
Biological process (GO): regulation of DNA-templated transcription
Cellular component (GO): nucleus
Molecular function (GO): protein heterodimerization activity
Source: RefSeq, a predicted model, not a curated record
GAAGAAACAACAAGGGAAAAAAAAGUGAGAGAGAGAGUGGAAAAGAACUGUCGUUCGUGGCACGUCUCUAGCUAGGUGGGUUGGUCACUUGGUCGUCUUUCGAAACAUCGGUUUUUAGGAAAUAAACCAAAAAAUAAAAAAACUUGAGCGCACUGUGAAUUCUCUCUCCCCGUAUAUUCGUCUUCCUUAUAUGCACGUCUGUGUACAUACGUGUUCUGUGAGUUUUUCAGUGCUACGGCGAGGACGACGUUGGUUAUUAGGGUUUUUGUUUUCAGCCGUUUCAUGGUCAGAGUUAGCCAACAUGAGGAAGAAGCUAGAUACCCGUUUUCCAGCCGCUAGGAUCAAGAAGAUUAUGCAAGCAGAUGAGGAUGUUGGAAAGAUCGCUAUGGCUGUACCUCUUUUAGUAUCUAAAGCUUUGGAGCUAUUUCUACAAGAUCUUUGCGAUCAGACAUACGAGAUAACUCUGCAGAAAGGUGCAAAGACCGUGAAUUCUCUGCAUUUAAAACAGUGUGUGCACUCGUUUAAUGUUUUUGAUUUCCUGAAGGAUAUUGUCAGUAAAGUUCCUGAUUUGGGUGGGUCUGAUACUGCUGGUGAGGAACGAUCGGUUGCAAAGAGAAGGAAAGUUGUAGAUACUGAAGACAAUGAUAGUGAUGAGGAAUUCAAGAAGAGUAAAAUGCAUGAAGUUGGUCAUCAUAGUGGUGGCAGAGGAAGAGGUAGGGGCAGAGGUAGAGGGCGUGGACGAGGUAUUCGAGUUACAGACAGGGAGGCAUCACAUCAUGACAAGUAUGAAGAUGAUCCAGACGAUUUCAAGUACAAUGGCAAUAUUGAUCCAACCCUUGAAAUUCUAGAUAAUGAUAGAGCAGAUCCUGAAGGACCUAAGGAGAAUAUUGCAUGUGAUGAAAACAAAACCGAAGCACCACUCCGAAACUUUGACCUGAAUGUGGACCUGAAUGAGACUGAGAACUUGACAACUGUGUUGACCCCAGCUCCUGUUCCUGUUCUUGCACAUGUUCCAUCCCCUGUUCAUACUGGUAUAUCUGCACAGAUCAUUCCCGAAAUGAAGCACGAGGAACACCCUGGUUGGUCCUUGGAAGACGUGGAAAAGAUGGCCAUUGAUCCCAGUCAACUUGCCAGCUUAAAUAGGAGGAUGGAUGAAGAUGACGAAGAUUAUGAUGAAGAAAGUUAACCAACUGCUGAAUAGUUAAGGCUCAGGUGCUAGAGCGAUUGGUUGAUUCCAUCAUUAUAGGCAAUAGUCAUCUUUUGAAUGCAUAGUUAAGAGGAGGUAGGAUCAUAGUAGACAAAAGUUAAAAAAGAUGUAGGGGUGACUUUGUUAUGACAGAUGUUUAGGAGAAGGUAGAUGAAAGAAAGAUGAAUUGAUUAAUUUUAGUUAAUCUUAGGAAUAGAGGAAUUCUUUCAUUUUGGUUUCUUUGAAAGUUGGUAGUAUAUAUUUGCCGCGUUGCAAAGGAAAGAUCAAUAAAGAGACCACAUUGUUUAAUUUUUCUGUGAGACUGUUUUCAACCUUAAGCAACAAAAUUGACCUGUCUGGUGCUC